This is a messenger RNA of Dunckerocampus dactyliophorus (ringed pipefish), 3505 nucleotides long. RefSeq names its product serum/glucocorticoid regulated kinase 1 (gene sgk1). The transcript is spliced from 10 exons. The record is from RefSeq and is a predicted model, not a curated record. Gene Ontology annotation, biological process: protein phosphorylation. Lineage: Eukaryota; Metazoa; Chordata; Actinopteri; Syngnathiformes; Syngnathidae. Gene Ontology annotation, molecular function: ATP binding; protein serine/threonine kinase activity. The coding region runs from base 1460 to 2755 and encodes 431 amino acids.
AGGAUUAUAUAUAUAUAUUAUGUAUGUAUGUAUAUAUGUGCACAGUAGAAACACGUCACGUCUGCUGGGAUGUAUACAGUGGAUUACAUAAGGAGGAUGAUGCUGUAACCUACUUAUGUUUGGGAGGAAAAUACAGACUCUUAUCUUGACGGGUGCUCCAUCCACCCCGCAAACCUGUGACCUGCUUUGCACAAAUAUCAUUUUGUGGGUGUGGAGUGGGGAAUAAGUGGCUUGUUUUUCCUGCAAAUGAGUGCUGAACAUCUUGUAGCAAAGUUGCAUGUUUUCGUUUUGGAUGGAAAUUGUCUUGCGAUUACAAAUUACGUUGUCUUUUUUCCUUUUUCCUCACCUAUUGCUAGUUGAAUGUGUUGAACAAAGUGGACGAGGCCUUCAUGCUGAUAUCUGUACAUGUGCCGAGUCUAGAUUAAAAAAACUCCCUCCAGGUGUCUUACAUAAUAACCCUGACGAUAAAAGUGCUGUGUGUGUGAUAGUUGUACCGUGAUAUUAUUUGUGCCUUAAAGUUGUCACUUUCUGGAUGGACUUCUGCAUGCGCUCCUCUAGUCUUCUUUCUCCCCCUUGAACUUGUGGAGUCGUUCCCUCACUCUGUACUUUUCCACUACCAGCGGCUUUUUCUUGGCAUCCGACCCCCCUCUUGGGUUCAGACUCUCCCACUUUUUUUCUUUUUAGUAAAGGGAAUGUGCGUCAUUCUGGGCCGUUAUAAUUGAACAGCAGCCAAAGCAGCGAAAAGUGAUAGGCUCACUUCCAUUAUUUACUUAGUUGCAAAUCCGAUUCACACUCAAAGGUUCUUGCACAGGCUGUAAAAAUAUACACCAUUAAUUAAUUAGCCAGUGAAAAAUGCUACUGUUUCCACUACGUCGAUCCGUAUCUGCACAGAAAUGUAAUGUUUUAUUCUUUUGCACACGCCCCACCCCGUUAUUAACUGUUAUGGAAGCCGGGUCGCUAGUUCAUGCGCAUCCCCACUCCAAAAACAAACAAACGGCCAUUAUUAUAUUAUGCAGUGAUGUUUUGUUUUUAUAAGACAUGUUUUACAAUCCACGUAUAAGCGCCUUAGUGCUGUGGUAUUCACCGACACAUCUGGAUAUAAUUAGAGAACACUUUUUAAAAAUCGCAUUAAAAUUGUCCCUCCGUGGUUCUUUUGUGGUCCGACGUACUUUAAAAUUCACACAAGGUUGCUCAGGUGAGGUUUAAAUUGCGCUAUUGCGCAAAAAGGACAAGAAAGGCUUCCUUUCAGUUUUGACGCAAGCAGCACAACUUAGGUGCAGAGCGCUGCAAGCUCUAAUUGGGCAAAAGCAAAUCAGGGCGUCCAAUCAGCUGAAGCCUUCUCGCCGGAGGCUCACGCCCACCCGGAAACGCCGCCCCCUUAGCUUUCCUGUCGUCAUAAAAGCAAAGAGCCAACGACAAACUUGUAAUAUUUUCUUUUGUGGGACAAAUCUUCGCCACCAUGACGAUAAAAACAGACAGAGGACAGCCUGGCAUGACUUACUCCAAGUCGAAGGGGCUGGUGGCUUUAGUCACUGCUUUUAUGAAACAGAGGAGAAUGGGUUUGAACGACUUCAUUCAGAGGCUCGCCACGAAUUCCUACGCCUGCAAACAUCCUGAGGUGCAGUCCAUCCUCAACUUGAGUCCUCCGCAGGAUGCCGAGCUCAUGAAUACGAACCCCUCUCCUCCUCCCAGCCCAACCCAGCAGAUCAACCUCGGCCCGUCGUCCAACCCCUCGGCCAAGCCCAGCGACUUUCACUUCCUCAAGGUCAUCGGCAAGGGCAGCUUCGGCAAGGUGCUGCUGGCCCGCCACCGCGCCGACGACCAGUUCUACGCUGUCAAGGUCCUGCAGAAGAAGGCCAUCCUCAAGAAGAAGGAGGAGAAGCACAUCAUGUCGGAGAGAAACGUGCUGCUGAAGAAUGUCAAGCAUCCUUUCCUGGUGGGUCUGCACUACUCCUUCCAGACGGCAGACAAGCUCUACUUCAUUCUGGACUACAUCAACGGAGGCGAGCUCUUCUACCACCUCCAGCGAGAGCGUUGCUUCCUGGAGCCCAGGGCGCGCUUCUACGCCGCCGAGAUCGCCAGCGCGCUGGGCUACCUGCACUCCCUCAACAUCGUCUACCGGGACCUGAAGCCCGAGAACAUCCUGCUGGAUUCGCAGGGUCACAUCAUCCUCACCGACUUCGGCCUGUGCAAGGAGAACAUCGAGCCCAACGGGACCACGUCCACGUUCUGCGGCACGCCGGAGUAUUUAGCUCCUGAGGUGCUCCACAAGCAACCUUACGACCGCACGGUGGACUGGUGGUGUUUAGGAGCCGUCCUCUACGAGAUGCUCUACGGCCUGCCCCCCUUCUACAGCCGCAACACGGCGGAGAUGUACGACAACAUCCUGAACAAACCCCUGCAGCUGAAGCCCAACAUCUCCAACGCGGCCAGACACCUGCUGGAGGGUCUGCUGCAGAAGGACAGAACCAAGCGACUGGGCUGCACAGACGACUUUCUUGAAAUCAAGAACCACAUGUUCUUCUCACCCAUCAACUGGGACGAGCUCAACGCCAAGAAGAUCACGCCUCCCUUCAACCCCAACGUGACGGGCCCCAACGACCUUCGACACUUUGACCCCGAGUUCACAGACGAGCCGGUGCCCAGCUCCAUCGGCUGCUCGCCUGACAGCGCCCUGGUGACGGCCAGCAUCAAAGAGGCUGCCGAGGCCUUUGUGGGCUUCUCCUACGCCCCCUCCAUGGACUCCUACCUAUAGGACUCCCCGACACCAGCGCCCUAAUUAACAUAGACUUGCAUUUCCAGCCAGGAUGGAUAUUUGGGGAAACCGUCCUGUCUCUUUUCUUUGUGUGUAAAUACGCUGCCGUUCCUCCAACAUCAACUUUUAGUCCAUUAAAACACACAAAUUCUGAGAUCUCUUUGCACACAGACAGCUCCGGCAAGUCAGUAAGCACACGUAUCUUCAUCCACGUAGCCACGCAUCCUCAUCCUCACCAUGGUCCCCGACUUCAUUUUUGGUGCUUUUUGUUCUUUUCAAUGUCAUGAAAAGGGGAGUCGGAUGAUUGUUACAGAGCGGGCUUCCCCCCCACCCCCUCGAGGUGCCUUUCUGUUCCCUCCCUCACCUCAUGUUGGACUUGAAGUCACUCCCUCACGUAGACUGCAGGUGGGAGGAGCCGCCACAAGAGGACGCUGUAGCGCAUACGAUGUGUCGGUUGCACACUAAACAAAUCAUGCUGAUAGCCAGAGACUUGCUGCUAUUGUCACAGGAAGUGUUGCCAACAGCGCCCCCUCACCCCAAAAAAAGCGGAACAUUCCAUUUCAAUGUUGCUGUUGAGCAUUAUUUAAGUUUGUUUGUAUAUUGAGUCAAGUGUAUUUAGUUGUAAUGUAUGUUGAUUUACAAAACAAGGUAUGCGUAGAUGUCGUAUUCAUGUUUCAAUGUACUGUCAAUUGGAAAUUGUUUCAAGAUUUAUGUGACCGUUGCUGGUUUGCAAUAAAAGUUUGAACUUUA